CCAAAAAAAUUUCUAGAACAUUUAAGUAUGAGCUAAGGAUAUAAUUGUGAGAAAAUAAUAUUGUUGAGCUUAAUCAUAAAAUUUUCAAAUAUAAGGGACUUAAAAGAGAAAAGAAUUAGGAUAAGGAUGGUUGCUUUUUUUCUUUCUUUCUUCCUCAGCCGCGCGUUCUGCUCUUUUUCUUCUCCCUUGCAGCCGAACAAGAAGCCCAAGCCACCGACCAGACCACCCUCUCGAGAAACGGUAAAAGCUUGAUUUUUCCCUUCUUUUCUUGUUCAAGAACAAGAUUUAGAACUUAGAAAUCUUCCCCCUGCAGAAAAUUUCAGAUCUGCUCUGCUCCUUCCCCCUCCGUCCGCUGCUCUUGGUUUGUGGGUGUGAAUUUUUCAGGUUUCUGGUAAGGAAACAGCCACUAAUUCCUCUUUUCUCCCUUGAUUUGGCUUGGGUUUAUUCUAAUUUCUUUUGGUUUCUCCCAAUUUCUGGUAGAUCCCCUGAUUUCUCCUUCAAUUUCCGUUGGUUUCCCCAACCCACCAGCUCCGAUUUUUGCUUGCUGAAUUUCUGGUAUGUGACAGCUCCCUCUAAGUCCAAAUUUACCCAUUAGUUGCUGAGUUUAUCCAUUAAAUGCCUGUGCUGUCCAAAUUUUUGCUAAAAUAGGGGAUGAAUUCCGGUAGCAAUUAGAACAUUUUUUUCAGCUUGAUUUAUGUAGAAAUUAUCUUGAUUGGCUGCUAUUUUUGUCUGGAACUAUUUGCUGUUUGUGUCCAGAAAUUGUACCUGUUGUGGUGCAAAAUUUUGCUGCGUUUUCUGCAAAUUCGCUGCUGUUUUUCUCUGCAAUUUGCUGCUGUUUUUACUGCUAUUUACUAGAAAAUCCUGCUGUUCUUGCCAUAAAAUUUUACUGUUCAUGCAGGAAAUUAUGUUGUUUUGUUGCUGCAUUUUCUGCAAAAUUGCUGCUGUGUUUUCUGCAAAUUGUUGCGGCAUUUUUCUGCAUAUUCCUUACUGUUUUCUGCACUUUUAUAACCCUAAAAAAUUCUGCAUUUUCCUGCACUCUUUCUAGCUGUUUCUGCACUGUUUUUAAGCCAGAAAAAAUUCUGUAUUUUCUC
Rubroshorea leprosula is the source of this 1091-nucleotide messenger RNA. The record is from the annotation of a GenBank genome assembly. Lineage: Eukaryota; Viridiplantae; Streptophyta; Magnoliopsida; Malvales; Dipterocarpaceae.